This is a messenger RNA of Rubroshorea leprosula, 1913 nucleotides long. NCBI's taxonomy places the organism in Eukaryota, Viridiplantae, Streptophyta, Magnoliopsida, Malvales, Dipterocarpaceae. The record is from the annotation of a GenBank genome assembly.
AAACCCACUAAUAACUUCUUUUCCGUCUGUCCAUGUUCCUUCAUUUGAGUUUGGAUUGCUUUUUCCUUCUUGGGUUGGUUUUUUUUUUUUUAUCUGUUUGUGUUUUUUGAAUUCUGGGUUGGUUAGUUUGAUUUGUGGGUAAAGGAAAUGGGGACCGAGGAGAAAGCUGUCUCUCAGAAACGUGAUGUUGGUGGUGCUAGUGCUAGCCAAGAAAUUGUUGUUCCAGGACACCAGGCUGAGAACUCUUCUGGAAAAACUGAAGAAACAUCCCAUCUUCAUCCUUGGAAGAAAAGAAAUCUGUUCCUAGAGAUACCCCCAAGAAGUUUGGCAGAGUCCUCUCAGGAUUCUAUUGUCAUAAAGAUGCCGCCUACACCUAGUCCAACUCCAAGGCGAGUAAAUUUUCUCUUGACACAAAGUCAAAACGAUGGAAGAAUUAGUGAAUUGCCAGGUCCCUCCACAUCUAGAGGGAAAUCAUCCUUGAAAAAUUUCUUACCAAAGCUGAGCUUCAAGCACAGAAGUUCUAACACAGAUAUUGAGAAGGCUGCAAACCUUGCUUCAGAAACAUCUUCUACUUUGCAACAAGAGAAGCCCUCAAUCUGUAGAACAUCAUCACUUACAAAGAUAUUUACUCCUAGAAUAAAAAGAACUUCAUCGCUGCCAGUAACACCUAUUGCACAAUCAAACUCAGAAUCUUUACACACUGGAAAUAUGGGUGGUUCUCUGAAUUCAAGUAGAAGAGGAACCCCACAGAAAAUUUCUCGGUCCCUUUCAGUUCCUGUUAACGACAAAGAAGAAAGCUUAGGAAGAAUGGAUUUAUUUUUUCGAGUGAUUGCUACAACUCCACGGCCAAAAGAAGGAGAGACAAAUUCAAAUGAAUCUCCCACAGUGGAUACUGAGAGUGACCCAGAUGGUGAAGACAUAACUGAAGAGGAGGCUGUUUGUAGGAUUUGUCUGGUUGAAUUGUGUGAAGGAGGUGAAACACUCAAGAUGGAAUGCAGCUGCAAAGGGGAACUUGCCUUGGCCCACAAAGAGUGUGCUAUAAAAUGGUUUACCAUCAAGGGUAACAAGACCUGUGAUGUGUGUAAACAAGACGUUCAAAACCUACCUGUCACUCUUUUACGGAUCCAAAGUUCUCGAAUUCGAAAUGGAGCAAGUAGAACCUUGCAGGCAGAUGUUAAUGGAUACAGGCUUUGGCAGGAAGUGCCAGUGCUUGUUAUCGUCAGCAUGCUUGCAUACUUCUGCUUUCUUGAGCAACUAUUGGUUGGCAAAAUGGGUACCAGUGCAAUUGCUAUUUCUCUUCCAUUUUCUUGCAUUCUAGGUCUCCUUGCAGCCAUGACUGCAUCAACCAUGGUGAUAAGAAGAUUUGCCUGGUUUUAUGCAUCGAUCCAAUUUGCUUUGGUGGUUUUCUUCGCUCAUAUAUUUUACUCCUUGGUUAGAGUGCAAGCAGUUCUAUCAGUUCUCCUAGCAACUUUUGCUGGAUUUGGUGUUGCUAUGAGUGGUAGUUCCCUUCUUGUUGAGAUCCUAAGAUGGGGAAGACGAUGGCAAGCUCGGUCACAGCAGCAGCAGCAACAGAAUCAUGGUUCCCAACCCUUGACACAAUCAAUCAACCAUUCCAGCCUCAUAUAAUUUAAACAGCCAAAACAGUAUUGAAAAUGCAGAAACUUCUGGCAGGAAUUGGGUGGCUUUCUUCUUGGCUUGGUUAGUACGGUAGUAACUAGUAAUGCAUGCUUAUAAUGUGAAACAUAUAUCUGCUUCUGUAAUGUAUCUGGGAUAGGGUAUUGUCUUACUUCUUUUUACUCAGACUAAAUGAUGAGUAACAGAAUUGUACCAAUUCAUAGACAGAAAAUGUUGAAUAAUUUAAAAGUUUGUAAAGUUUAAUGGACACAAUUUUAUAUUAAAAAAUAAUUGAUAUU